ACUGCAUUUCAUCCAUAGUAUAUGUUCAACUGUUUAUGAUGAUUCUGAAAUUCUUCAUCAAGUGACCUCAUUUUUAUGUCACUCCGUUCAGGCCAUCAGAACAACCACCUGUAACACAGACUGUAGUUCAUCCAUCUCUUUCAGUUAUAUUUCACACAGAUAACAGUGUGUAGAUUUCACACAUAUGCAGUGAUAAAAAGGUCCAAGGUGUUGUGUGUGUGGGCGUGUGGUUUGUACAAGGCAGUCAGAAGACACCGAGAUCGGAGCCGAUACUGACCCAGAAACAUCCUGCCAGAUGACGUAGAGAGUUGUAGUUCUAUUACUAGCGACGUUAAAGUCAAUAAGAAAAAAUCUGCUCAGGAGUCAGGAGCAUGUGUUUGUGUGUGUGUGUGUUUGUGUUCGUGUGUGUGUGUGUGUGUGUGUGUGUGUGUGUGUGUGUGUGUGUGUGUGCGUUCACAUGCAGUGUUUGUGCGUUUCUGUUUGUGAUGACAUUUGCAUUUUGAGCUAGUCUAGUUUGUGUAGAUCUUUCAACUAUGACAUUUCAGGGGAGUGCAUAAACACCUGCGAACCCAGAAGAUAACUGGUCACAGAAAGAAUCUUGCAUCUGAAUUUAAAGGCACCCUUAAAAGUUAUUUUUUACCUUACGUUACAAGAAUCUCACAUCUGACUUUAAAGGCAUUCUUAUAAAAAGAAUUUACCUUAACAUAACAUUUCCAAAAUCAUUUUGAUGACACAUAACCUCAUAACAUGAUGGACGGCACUUCUGGCAUUGUCUGAGCGGCAUUGAGCAUUGUCUCUGUAGUGAUUACCGACCUAGCAAGUUUCUAGUCCGCACCGCAACCCCCCCCCCCCCCCAAAAAAAAAAUUGACUCGCAAAAGAGCUAUAUGCUACAGGAAUUCGGAGAUCUUUUUUCUACAGAUUGUAGGAAGGUGCAUUCCCUCUAUAUUACAGUAUAUCGGAGUUAUGUUCAUACUUUGUUGCAAAAGAUGCAUAUUUAGCGACGGAUCAAAACGAAAAACAAUGGUUCUGUUUCGUCCUUGUGGGGCUUAAUUAUGUAGGAGCACUGACCUGACCUGUGAUCAUCAAUAGAAAUCUGAAGUAAAUUGGACCAGUAAUUAUUAAGUUAUGUGAGCUGACACAUACACACACACACACACGCACGCACACACACACACACACACACACACACACACACACACACAGAAAGAGAAAGAGAGAGAGAGAGAAACCUGAUUGCAACACCCUUUGCUCCCCUACUGGUCCAGGGUAAUAAUUAGCCUAAGAGUAACUCUGGUAUGCAUCAAAUGGAAACACUGAUAGUAUGUGCUCCAGACAUGAUGUGUAUUGUCUGUUCCAGUUGUGUGACUGACUGCAUUUACAUGCACUUCAGUAUCCCGGUUAUUAGGCUUAUCCCGGUGGAACAGUAUCCCAGUUUCUUUUGGAGCUCUCCACCCAGCAUAACCGGGUUCCUCAAAAUACGAUAUAAGGGCUUAUCCAGGGUUCUGAAAGUAGGACAUGAUGUUCACGUGCACAAUUUCAAAACCGGUAUACUUCAAAAUCCUGAUCAUAACCAGGAUACUGAAGUGCAUGUCAACGCAGUUGGUGAAACAAUACAGCAGUGGCAUGGGUUUAGAGGUGGGCUCCUCCCUUUACACCAAGGGGCCGCACCUGUUACGACCUUUGCACCUUUGCACACACGUGCCUAACUCACCUGGAGAAAUUGUUUUCCACAGUUCUACUGUAACCACGAGACCUACCUAAUUUACCAGGAAAGAGUUUUGACAAGCUAGCAUGGCUUUUUGCUAAAGCUUUUGGAGAGACAGUUUGUCAGAUAGAUAGAUACUUUAUCUUCAUCAAGUCAUCAACUUAGGGAGUACAGGUGUUCUGUACAUUGGUGAGUUGCAAAGUGCUGUGAGGGGAAGAAUAGCCUAGCAUUGGGCAGCUAGCAUAACCUGAGUUGGUAGGCUAAUAUACAGCAAGCCACUUGGAUAUAAUAGAAAAGGUCCACAGUUGUAAGGUCAUGUGUCAGGCGCUGUAGAGAGGUAAGCUCUGCUACAAGGUUUUAGAACGUUCAGCGGAGAGGAGUGAGUUCUAUCCACUGAGGGUUAACUGUUGUGUUGCGGCCAUGCUAGCGGGUGUGGUGAGGGUGUUGCUCACUGGAGCCCUGCUGCUUGGUCUCUGCCUAGGCGCACAUGGGGGCUCUGGGAGGAGACGGGGUCAUGGAUGUCGCCAGAAGAGACAGGCAGGAAGUCCACCCUGGCAGGAAGACCCCAGGAUCCCUCGGAAGUACUGCAACCCUGCUGGGAACAGCAGCUCGUCUGGGAAUAUCAUCCAGGCAUGUGGCUCUGGUCAGUACCGGGAGUGGACAGGCCCUUUCAAAGGCCUGUGUGUGCCAUGCAGCUGCAACCGCCAUUCCCACCAGUGUGACCCAUUUACCGGAAGAUGUCUGGAUUGCCAGCACAACACUGCAGGUGACCACUGCCAACACUGUGCUGAGGGUUACUAUGGUGACGCGGCUCAAAGAACAUGCAAGCUGUGUCCGUGCCCCUUUUCUGUGCCAUCCAACAGUUUUGCGUUGGGGUGUAUGCAAGUUGGCUACGUGUUUGAAUGCGUUUGUAAGCAAGGCUAUGCUGGAACAAAAUGUGAAAAGUGCGCUCCUGGUUACUAUGGUAACCCACUAUUACCACAUGGGAAGUGCCAGCCAUGUAACUGUCGCCAUGGUGACCCCAAUAAGUGUCACCCUACAACUGGAGAGUGCGAGAAUCCUAAUGGUUCGGACGACUGCCAAGAGUGUGAUGUGUGUGUGGUGGUCCUGAUGAAGGAUCUGGAGGGGAUGGACGCUGAGCUGUCCCUUCUGAAGGCCCAGCUGGAGAAGUUCCAUGGCAGCAGCAUCCCCCUCGUCCAGCUCAAGAGGCUGGAGGCGGCCAUCACUGACACCAGGGAGCUGUUAGGCAGGUUCAAUGUUUCCCUGGAGCCCAAGGUCAAGCAGUUGGAGUCAGACAUGAGGACCAUAGAUGACGACCUGGUUGCCCUGGACAACAAGGCUAAAAAGCUUGUCCCUGCAUCAAAAGGCGUGUUGAGGAAUGUGACCCACAGCAAACACAGAAGCCAGGAACUGCUUAACAGAGCGGAAGAUCUUUUUCACAAUAUACAGGCGCUCCUGGAGGAGAUCCGCAGGGCUAAUCAGAGCCCCAGUGGCGGCCUGGUGCCCGAGGAGGGCGCUGCCCGGAUGCUGCGGGAGGCCGAGCGGAUGGUCCAGGAGAUGAGAGGUCGGAACUGCACGGCCCAGAUGACAGCGGCCCGCACGGAGCUCCAGCAGGCCCAGAACCUGCUUGACAUCAUUCGGAAUCUCACGGAUCCUUUGAGCACCAAUCAGGCGUUGGCAGACAGGAUUGGGGGGUCUCUCAUGAGGGAUCUGGCUGCGCUGAGGGAUCUGCAGCAGGCCUUGAGACACGCCGAGGACCUGUUGCGGCGUACACACCACAUCAACAACCACAGCGAGACCACCCUCCGAAAACUACAGUCCCGCGCAACAGAACUGACGGAGGAGAGAGACUUGAUCAACGCCGACCAGCUGAUGGCAAGGGAGCUGCUGGGAAAUAUUUCAGAUCUGCUGAGCAUGUUACAGGACAGCAAGACGGAAUAUGAACAUUUGGCAGCACAGUUGGAUGGAGCGAAAACUUACCUUGUUAAGAUACUCGACACCCUGCUGUCUAUUGCGGACCUUGUGCAUCAGGCUGAGAUCCACGCACAGAACCUCAGCGAUCUGGCCAUGACCUUCUCAAUGGAACUGCAGAGAGUGGUGAACGGCUCAAGUGUGCGGGACUCCAUGGAGGCCAUCAGUGCCUACUCAAACAUCAUUAAGGCCAUUAAGGAGGCUGAGGCUUCUGCCAGGGACGCCAAGGAGGCAGCAGAGAGGGCAUUGGAGGAUGUUACAAAGCAAGACCUAACCAGGAGAGCCAAGACGCUGAUUGGGGAUGCAAGCAGCUUGCUGCUCAAGGCCAAGGAGGCAGAGAAGAACCUGAAUGACACGGCAGAGGAUUUAGGUUCACUGCAGGAACGGGUUGGUCUGGCAAAGGACAAGAUGGCUGCUCUGUGGCGGGACUUACGGGCUAGCCAGCAGAACCUCAGCAAGAUCGACAGAGGUGACACAGAAAGUCUCUUAAACUCCACCAAGGCAGAGGUGUCGGCGGCUGAGGCCAAGGUCGCCACCGUGACAACGAGAGUUCAGGAAAUCAGUGCCGGCCUGAGAAACAUUAGCGUUCCAUCUGCAGGGGGGUCUGAUCUGGAUGAGCUGCUGAACCAGACAAACAGUGCAUUGCAGGCACUGGACCAAACAUUUCCCACACUGGUCAAGACCCUUGCAGAUGUGGAGAACAUCAGUGCUCUGGCUCUCCCUGGUGGGAACAUGUCAGAGAGCAUGAGGCGGAUUCGGGAACUAAUCAAGCAGACGAGGCAGAUGGCUAACGCAAUCAAAGUGCCCAUGUUGUUUACGGGCAAGGGUUAUGUCGAACCCCGACUCCCCGUCGACCUAAGGGACCUUCGUGCAGUGACGACCUUUGACCUCCGCCUACAGCGCCCUCUUGUGAAGCCCUCAAGGGGUGACUCAAGCCGCAGGCGAAGACGCAGACAGGGCCAAAGGACAGCAGAGGACAUGUUUGUGCUCUAUCUCGGGAACAAGAAUGGCGCUGAAGACUUUGUGGGCAUGGUGUUGCGGGGCAACAUCCUGUACGGCAUGUAUCGGCUGGGCGGUGCCGUCCACAGCAAGCUCAUCAGCAACGUCACCAGAUCAAGACAGGACCCAGCGCAUUUCGACCGUGUGGACUUCCAUAGGGUUUACCAGGACAUGGAGGUGAAUUACACUCGAGGCUACACCUCCAGUGAGCCUAUGAUCCUGCCUGCAGUUCAGCUGCAGCCAGACUCCCAGCACAACCUCCUCCAGCUGGACCCCAACAACACUGUCUUCUAUGUGGGAGGCUUCCCGCAAGACUUCACUCCCCCUGUAGAGAUGGGUCUGGGCCUGUCCUUCUACCAUGGCUGCAUCGAGUCCUCCACGCUUAACCAUAAGCUUCUGGGCCUCUACAACUUCCAGCGAGUCGUCGACGUCAACCAGGAGCGCCCUUGUACAAGGCAGAUAUAUCAAACUGAGGAGCUGUAUUUCGAUGGCACUGGCUACGCUACAGUUACCAUUCCCAAGAUAAAGGGUCUACAGAGAAUUCAGUUCAGUGUGAAGAGCUUGCUGAAGAAUGCCCUGCUGUUCUACACAGGGAAUGAGAAAUCCUACUAUAGUCUGACUGUGGAGAAGGGCUACCUCGUCCUAACUGGCAGUGUCGGUGGCAAGAUCUUUUCCAACCGGACAUCCAAAGAAGUCUUUCCCACGGCCAGAGACAAGUUCAAAGACAUUAACGUUCGGUUCAGUGACACAACUGUCAUACUCUUUGAAAACCCCGCAAUUACGAUCCCUUACACCAAAGACGUCUUCAACUUACUUUACAUCGGCGGAGUCCCAGAUUCUUUAAGAGAGAGGGACGGCAUCACAGCCCCAGCACUGAAGGGCUCCUUGCAGAAAGUGCCCAAACUGAACUAUCAGAGCGAGAACUUCAUAGAGAUGCUUGGUGUCAUAAAGGGCUUCUGGCCGGACCUACUGGCUGUUCGUGAUGCAGAGUUUAAAACUGGCAGCUCCCUCACAGAAAAGGCAGCACCUUUUAAAGACGUGAUUUCUCUGGGGUUCAAGACUUCUGAACCAGGAAGCAUUCUUCUUCAGACCACUCAAGGGGCCCAGGAGCUGGAGCUGGCACUCACAGAUGGGCACGUGGAGUUUAAAUAUGGCAGCCAGGCAGUGAGGUCCAACCACAAGUACCACGAUGGGAGAUGGCACUACAUGACGGCCCUCAGUAAUGACUCAAAGCUGGUGCUCACAAUUGAUGACAACGACACAGGGAGCCACCUGUCCAGUCCAUCCCCUGUCGUAACCAAUAGCCAGGAUCUCACUUUGGGGAGAGAGGUUUUCACUGGUUGCCUUGGAGACCUCUACAUAAGAAGGCCAAUGCAGCAGUACAUGCCAGCAGACCUGUCCCUGUUCACCCAGAAAGGAGACGUCACCCUGGGCUUCUGUGAAGCAAAGCGCCCCCCUCAGGCCAUACGAGCCAAACACAAGAAGAAAAUCCCAAAAUACAUGUACAAAAAGAAACACAGUAAGAAAAAGAGUGGAUCUCGUCCUGAUGCACAGACUUGUAAGACUCCCGUGGCCAUCCCUCAAGCCUUCUACCUGACCAACAACAGUCAGCUCAGCUAUCGCAUCCCUCCUGAGGAGCUCAACAACAGACCCCAUUUCUCGCUGGUGAUGAAGACUGCGUCCCCAGAGGGCCUGAUUCUACACAUCAUCGGGAAAGACAACAACAAGACCACAACCCAAGUGGCUCUCUACAUGACUGGUGGCAGGAUAAAGUUAGCCGUCGGAAAAGAAGUCAUUCAUUACAAGGAGAAGAUAAAUGACAACGCAUUUCACAAGGUGGACUUCAGCGUGGAGAAAGAGAAACAACGCUUUCACCUGCGGGUGGACACCGUUUGGGGGACCGACGGACAGCUACCUGCUGAUGUCGUAGCCCACCUCAACCUCAGGUCACCUGUCUACCUGGGUGCGGACCUCAGAACUCCCAAAGCAGGAGCACAGAGGAAGUCCCUGCUCAGGGCUGGUGUGACAGGGUGCAUUUAUAAUAUCAAAUUUUACAGUGAGCUGUUGGAUGAGCCUCAGACAAAAUCAGGAGUAUCGUCAUGUUUUGACAGUGAAAUGGAGUCAGGAGUCUUUUUCUCUAGUGACGGAGGUUGCUUGGCCUCCCAGACUCCUUUGAUGGUGGAGGCUGAUUUCUACCUUACUUUUGACAUCCGCCCCCGAGACUUAAUGGGUUUACUUUUUUAUGCAAGAGGACAACACAGGCGAUUUAUCAGUGUGUACCUGCAGAACGACAAGAUAAUUGCUCGAGCCAAUGAUGGAGGAGGAGACUACAGUGUGUCGAUAGCAAUUUCAUCCAGCCUGUGUGACUCUUUCCACUCAGUCACAGUGCACAAACAGAUCAAUGGAAUCAAACUGGGGCUGGAUUCUAAAUCCAGACGCGUCUCAGGGCCUUCGGCUGCCUCCUAUUCCAACACCCCAAACUCAUUCUACUUUGGGGGCGUGCCAGGAGACCUCAAGGACACGCUCGUCCCGCUGGAGCGGUCUUAUGUGGGCUGCCUUCGGGACGUGCAGCUGAAUGGAGAAGAGCUUUUGCUUUCCCGCUAUACACCCCAUGGUUCAGUGAGCCUGCAGGGGUGCCCUGUAAACUAAGCAACGGACAGUCAACACUCAACACCCACCUGAUCCAGUUCUAACAUAAGAAUGAGAAAUGUCAAUUGUCCAUGUUUGCGUAUGCAGUUUAUGCAGAUUUAAGUCUUUGAGAAUCAGGGCCUGUUGACAAAAGAAGGCAGAGGCAGGCAAGGAGACGGACCACAGACACA
Molecule: messenger RNA, 7495 nt
Organism: Alosa sapidissima (American shad)
Lineage: Eukaryota; Metazoa; Chordata; Actinopteri; Clupeiformes; Clupeidae
Product: laminin subunit alpha-3-like
Exons: 38
Coding region: 2127-7325 (1732 amino acids)
Biological process (GO): regulation of embryonic development; regulation of cell adhesion; regulation of cell migration
Molecular function (GO): signaling receptor binding
Source: RefSeq, a predicted model, not a curated record